AGCCAGGAGUCCGGAAAGGAGCGAGGCCAAUCUAGGAGCCGCUGCCGCCACCAGAGUAGGGCUAGCGGCGCGGCAGAGCGCGGCGCAGCGCGGCGCACCGCCUGAGGUUUUGGUUAUGAACAGGAUUCGGAUUCACGUCCUGCCAACCAAUCGGGGGAGGAUCACUCCAGUGCCCAGGUCUCAGGAACCUCUGUCUUGUGCAUUCACUCAUCGUCCAUGCUCUCAGCCUCGUCUGGAGGGGCAGGAGUUUUGCAUUAAGCAUAUCCUUGAAGACAAGAAUGCACCCUUCAAGCAGUGUAGUUAUAUAUCGACGAAGAAUGGAAAAAGAUGUCCCAAUGCUGCCCCAAAGCCAGAGAAGAAAGAUGGGGUGUCCUUCUGUGCUGAACAUGUCCGUAGGAAUGCCCUGGCACUUCAUGCUCAAAUGAAGAAGACCAACCCAGGGCCUAUGGGUGAAACACUCCUGUGCCAGCUCAGCUCAUAUGCUAAGACAGAGCUGGGGUCUCAGACUCCAGAAAGUAGUCGCAGUGAAGCCAGCCGAAUACUAGAUGAAGACAGCUGGAGUGAUGGGGAGCAGGAACCCAUUACUGUGGAUCAGACAUGGAGAGGUGACCCUGACAGUGAAGCUGAUAGCAUAGACAGUGAUCAAGAAGAUCCCUUAAAACAUGCUGGUGUCUACACGGCAGAAGAAGUGGCCCUGAUUAUGCGUGAGAAGCUAAUUCGUUUGCAGUCUUUGUAUAUUGAUCAGUUUAAACGACUUCAGCAUCUGCUCAAGGAGAAGAAGCGCCGGUACUUACAUAAUCGCAAAGUGGAACAUGAAGCUCUAGGCAGUAGUCUCCUGACUGGCCCAGAGGGACUUUUGGCCAAAGAACGAGAGAACUUAAAGCGAUUAAAAUGUCUGCGUCGAUACCGCCAGCGCUAUGGAGUGGAAGCCUUACUGCAUAGGCAGUUGAAGGAACGGAGAAUGCUGGCCACAGAUGGUGCCGCCCAACAGGCGCAUACCACUCGUUCCAGUCAGAGGUGCUUGGCCUUUGUGGAUGAUGUUCGUUGUUCCAAUCAGUCUCUUCCAAUGACCAGACACUGCCUUACCCAUAUUUGUCAGGAUACGAAUCAGGUUCUCUUCAAGUGCUGCCAGGGAUCUGAAGAGGUACCCUGCAACAAACCUGUUCCUGUAAGCCUCUCUGAGGAUCCCUGCUGCCCACUGCAUUUCCAGUUGCCUCCUCAGAUGUAUAAGCCCGAGCAGGUACUGUCUGUGCCAGACGAUCUGGAAGCCGGCCCCAUGGAUCUGUACUUGAGUGCUGCUGAGCUUCAGCCCACUGAGAGUUUACCUCUGGAGUUCAGUGAUGACUUGGAUGUUGUGGGUGAUGGUAUGCAGUGUCCUCCUUCACCUUUGCUUUUUGAUCCUUCACUAACCCUUGAAGAUCAUUUAGUCAAAGAAAUAGCUGAAGACCCAGUGGAUAUUUUGGGCCAGAUGCAGAUGGCUGGAGAUGGGUGCAGAUCCCAGGGAUCUCGAAAUUCUGAGAAAGCCUCUGCACCAUUGUCUCAGAGUGGAUUGGCUACUGCAAAUGGGAAGCCAGAACCCACUUCUAUUAGUUGAUAGUUUGGGGAACCAUUUUACUUUGGUGGAUUUAAAUUUCUCAUUCUUCAAAGAAAUAUUUCUGAUCAUCUCUCGCAAAACACAGGCAACCCAGACUAUCUUGUUUUUCUUCUGGAUUGAGUAUUAUAGUCAAAAGUAAAGCCAAAUUUUGAGGACAUGGACCAAUACUUCUUAAAAGUUGUGGGUUUCUUCCCACUCAGGGCAAGGAAGAGAGAUAAUCCCUAUCAAAGCUUCUGGGAUUAUUUGGUACUAUACCUAAAAGGAAAGUGACAUCUUUGUAAUGGGAUUUCCAAAGUCAUGGAUAGAAAUCCACUUAAGUAGCUAGGUGGGAGCUGUCUUUGUGAGUAGUGUCUUUUAGAUACUGAUGGCCCUAAUAUCUGGUUAUCUCUAUCUAAAGACCUGCAGUUUAACUUUUCUUCACCUCUACUUAAUUGGGCAAUCUUUAACCUGUUUCCGUGGUGAACUCUGGCUUUUAUCCUCUGAGAAAACAGCCCACAGGACUGGGUCCUCCUUAUCCAUCUUGCUUUUAACCUAUGUAAAUUUCGGUGGUUGCUAUCUUAUGUAAAAUAUAGUACAAAUUUAUUGUAUAUAGUUUCUAUUAAAUGUUAAAGAAAAUGUUAUGAAAAUAUCAAACAGUCACCUGAAUUGAAUGCAUGUUUUGUUUGAGAAUAUAGUCUCUCUUUCGCGGUUUUAGGGACCUGUCUCUGAUGGGAAAGGGAAGUUGGGGCAGAUAAUACUUCCACCCCAGGAAAAAAUAAAUCUUCAGUAGUUCAUUUUGGUUUUGCUUUUAAGGAAGAAGUAAAUGAAAAGGGGCAGGACUUAUUAAAGCCAAUCAGUUCCAAA
Cercocebus atys (sooty mangabey) is the source of this 2437-nucleotide messenger RNA. RefSeq names its product KAT8 regulatory NSL complex subunit 2 (gene KANSL2). The transcript has 10 exons. The record is from RefSeq and is a predicted model, not a curated record. Bases 116 to 1594 code for a protein of 492 amino acids. Lineage: Eukaryota; Metazoa; Chordata; Mammalia; Primates; Cercopithecidae. Gene Ontology annotation, cellular component: NSL complex.